GAAUAAUUAAUCCUAUUCCAAGGUACAACUAGCGCCAUCUAUGUCAAUAUAUUCGAACUACGUCCUACAUUAGAAACGGUCAUGUCUAUCGGCACAUAAAUGCGAGGGAGCGAGAUAUCCGGCUGUGGGAGAAAGGGAUAGAACAAAAACAAACUCUUCCCAUCGAUUGCGGAGGUCAACUCGCGCAUGUCAAGUAUGGACGGCUGAUUACUAUGAAAUCUCGACUCGAUUGAUUCACGAAUUAAAAAUAGAAAUAAAAUAUGUUUAUACUUUUUUUUAUUAGUAUUGUAAUAGUUUUAUUAAUAGCACAUACUACAUACUAAGGUUAGAAAUAAAUAGAUAAUAAUCUACGCAUAUUAUGUAGCACUCAAUUAUAUUGCUCGCCGAGCCAACUUUUUGAGCGAUUCCUAAAUCAGCUCACUGCUUACUUUUUUUUAAAUGUGUAGUUCUAAAAGCUUAUCUGAAUGUAUAUUGUAUAAUAUUACAUUGAGUUAAAUUAAAAGACGGAUCGAGAGUGAAGUCACGGGCUUCAGCUAGUAGUAUGUACACGAGUACUCAAUAAAAUAAUAUUAUGUAUUAUCUUUUCAUCUUUAUUCAAAAUCAUCCAACGGAUUCAGAAAUAUUAAAAUGUUUAAUUCCGCUUAAUCAAAGAAAAGCAGUGACCCGAGCAAAAUAAUCAGUAAAAGCGUAGAUAUUCAAAAACAAAUUCAGUACUGGCAAGUGCAUAAAUAUAUCUAUCCAAUAUCUACCCUUGAUAUAAAGGUAUUCGAAAAACUCUAUUUUUUACUCUACAAAACUGUGAUAAGGUUCAAUUUGAUUUGAGAUCCUUUGAGUAAAAAAGGUAUGUCAAGAAUUUCUCACUUUAGUGUGGGUGUUUAAUUGACGCACACAUUUCUAUCAAUAAUUGAAUUACUAUAAUAACUCGAUCCUUAUUUGAAGUUUUUUUUUUAUUAAACUUAUUCAUACUUUACAAAUGCUUGUGAGAUUACAGCGAGAUACAGAAUCUUGGUACCAACUAUUGUUGAGGCUGCGGCUGGAAUCGAUCUAACAGACAUCGGCUUUACACGAUCGUGAAAACUCCCGUACAUGUACAUCGCGUUUCGCACACUGACAAAAUUCUUACAUAAACACAUGAAUUCUACAUAGAAAUACAUUUUACGAUCUGAAAACGCACACAUGCGCGCGGGUGCACGCAAUUUUCACCCUAAAGGUUGCCCUACAUUCAGUGAUCCAGGACAUAACCUCAAAAUAUGAGUUUUUGGUUCACGAAGAUCAAGUUAAUGUAGAAGCUAGUGUUCAGUGGAUUUUUAUUGUUGAAUGAAUUAAAUGUACGUUCGUUUAUGUCUGUGUUGGUUGUGUGUGAUAAGUCUGUCAUUGUAGUGCGCUUUUCGUGUGAACCGGUCCUCAGAAUGCGUGAUCUGAUAACAUUAUUCGGCAAUUUAUGAUAGUGUGGUGACAGUGUUAAAUGACUAGGGGAGCGUAGAAGAAAUGAGUCACAUGGGCACAGACGACAGCAUGUCUGACGACGUGUUCGAAGACGAGCUCCGAGCGCCGGUGCAGCGGACCACACCCUCCCCUACUGGUUAUCGAGAUUACCGGCCUGUAGAGUCACCCGCCCGUACUCUGGUGGACGACGAUAUGCCUAUACAUAAGACAAUAUUGUUGGGGGACAGUGGAGUGGGCAAGACAUCGUUAUUGGUACAGUUUGAGACCGGCAAGUUCCAACCGGGGAAUUUCUCCGCUACCGUGGGCAUCGGAUUUACGAAUAAGGUAGUUACAGUAGACGGUAUAAAAGUGAAGCUUCAGAUAUGGGACACGGCUGGACAAGAGCGCUUCCGUAGCGUCACACAUGCUUACUACAGAGAUGCUCAUGCACUGCUCCUUCUAUACGAUGUGACGAAUAAAACAAGCUUCGACAACAUACGAGCGUGGCUCGGCGAGAUCCGGGAGUACGCGCAAGAUGAUGUAGUUAUAAUGCUUCUCGGAAACAAGUCGGACAGCGGCCUAGAGCGGGCGGUGAGGCGGGAGGAAGGGCAACGCUUGGCGAGAGAGUACCAAGUCUCGUUCAUGGAGACAUCUGCGAAAACCGGCCUGAAUGUGGAGGCGGCAUUUGCCCACGUUGCACGCGCUCUCGUCGCGAAAGCGAACCCCGCGGACCCCGCGCGGCUGGCGGUGCGCGCGCAGCCGUCACAAGAACAACGCUCUUCUUGCCCGCCAUGCUCGUAAGCGCGCCAAAUUCGAACGGAUCCGUGGACCAAUAGAAUGGACGGUCUCUGUGUCUUGUACAUAUUAUUUUGUUUGUCUUUGGAUGUUUCAGAAAUGUAUAAAGCUUGGGCUUGCACUUUGUACACUUUAUUAAAACAUUGUUUGUACAUUAUAGUAUUAUCACAGUA
Colias croceus (clouded yellow) is the source of this 2393-nucleotide messenger RNA. RefSeq names its product ras-related protein Rab-37 (gene Rab26). NCBI's taxonomy places the organism in Eukaryota, Metazoa, Arthropoda, Insecta, Lepidoptera, Pieridae. The transcript is spliced from 7 exons. Gene Ontology annotation, cellular component: dendritic spine; synaptic vesicle; plasma membrane. Gene Ontology annotation, biological process: protein localization to plasma membrane; neurotransmitter receptor transport to postsynaptic membrane; cellular response to insulin stimulus. Gene Ontology annotation, molecular function: GTP binding; GTPase activity. The record is from RefSeq and is a predicted model, not a curated record. Bases 1489 to 2226 code for a protein of 245 amino acids.